Rosa chinensis is the source of this 2513-nucleotide messenger RNA. Its product is annotated as receptor-like protein EIX1. Lineage: Eukaryota; Viridiplantae; Streptophyta; Magnoliopsida; Rosales; Rosaceae. The record is from RefSeq and is a predicted model, not a curated record. The transcript is spliced from 2 exons. The coding region runs from base 80 to 2365 and encodes 761 amino acids. Gene Ontology annotation, molecular function: protein binding.
UUUUACUUGCUCAUAGCCUUCUAUAAAUUCCACCAGAUGUGUUCAAUAAUAGCCAUCCAUAACCAAGCAAACCUUAAUUAUGGAUAGUUCUGCAAACUUUCCCAACCCUGUCUAUCAUUUCAAUAUUGCUCUCUGUUUCCUCUUGUUUUUAGCCUCUUCAUGCCUAAACACUAGUAAACUCUGCUUGGGAGAUGGCCUUCCAGUUGUGAAAUGCAUUGACAUAGAGAGAAGCGCGCUUCUCAUCUUUAAGGCAGAUCUUAUCGAUGCUUCGGGUAGGCUAUCAUCUUGGGAGGGUCAAAAUUGUUGUCAAUGGAAAGGGAUUUCAUGCAACAACCGCACUGGUCAUGUUGAAAAGAUGGACCUCCGCAAUACAAGUCCAGCUCCAUCUAUUGAUGUUGAAGACCAGGAGUUUGAGGCUUAUGAAGAGUCCUUUUUGGGGGGUAAGAUAAAUCCUUCUUUACUUCGCUUGAAAUAUAUGAGUUACUUAGACUUAAGCUCGAAUGACUUUCAAGGGCUUCAAAUUCCUAAGUUCUUUGGUCAGCUUAAAAGUCUGAAGUAUCUCAAUGUCUCAUCUGCAUAUUCAUCUUCAUCUUUAUCUUCAUCUUUUGGGGGACAGAUUCCACCUCAUCUUGGUAACCUAUCAAACUUGAACUAUCUUGACCUCAGUGGUAACUAUUUACUAGAAAUUUCUUCCAUAAAUUUGAAUUGGCUUUCUCAUCUCUCCUCUCUAAAAUACCUCAGUCUAAAUGAAGUGGACCUUAGCAAUGCAGGAGCCACUUGGCUACAUGUUGUUAACAUUCUUCCUUCCAUGCUAGAGUUACACUUGUCUAGAUGCAACAUUGAAAGCCUUCCACUUUCACUUCACACCAUGAACCUCACAUCACUUUUGAUCCUUGAUAUGUCAUUGAAUGAUUUUAAGUUUCCAUUUCCAAAGUGGGUCUUUAAUCUAACUAGCCUCAGAGAACUUCACUUGGCCACGAAUUCUUUCAGCGGUCCCCUUCCCAAUGAUUUCGUUAACCUGAAAUCAUUGGAAGAACUUGAUUUAUCUCUUAAUGGCCUUCACGGUCGAAUUCCCAAAUUCUUUGAAAAUCUCUGCAACCUAAAGACCUUAAUUCUUUCGGAAAACGCAUUUGAUCAGGGUCUUCCAGAGUUUUUGGAUGGUUUAUCAGGUUGUGCAAAUAAUAAGUUGGAGUCACUAGACUUGUCUAGUAAUAAGCUGGUAGGCGAAUUGCCUGCCUCCUUAGGGAUGCUCCCCCAUUUGCAGUACCUUAACCUCUUCCACAAUCAUUUGAAUGGAUCCAUCCCAGAAAGUUUGGGACGACUCUCUGAGCUAGUUCAUCUAGACCUGUCGGAAAACUCAUUGGUAGGCUUUUUAACUGAAGCCCAUUUCAUAGAUCUCGCAAAGUUAAAAUACAUUGCGCUGGGCAAUAUCAGUGUCCCCAACUCGCUACCUUCCAUCAUUUUCAAUGUGUCUUAUGAGUGGGUUCCUCCUUUCAAGCUUGACACCAUUGCCAUCAGGAACUGUCAAGUAGGUCCUGCCUUUUCACUAUGGCUUCAAUCUCAAACUGAACCAGUAUAUGUCACUCUAAGCAAUACAGGCAUCUCGGAUUCCAUACCAGAGGAAUGGUUCGUGAAAAUAUCUUCCGGCCAACUCCAAUUUUUGGAUUUAUCUUUCAACGAAAUUCGUGGAAAGCUUCCAGUCCAAUUGAUAGUUCCAAAUUUAGUGGGUCUAGAUUUGAGACAUAAUCAAUUCCGCGGCUCACUCCCGCUUUGGUUGUGUAAGGAGGCUUCCUACCUAAAUCUUGCUAGCAAUUCAUUUUCCGGGCCAGUUCCGUCAACUUUUGACCAACAUUUUCCAAAAUUGCGAGAACUGCAUCUCUAUGAAAAUUAUUUGAAUGGCACGAUUCCAUCCUCUGUUUGCAACAUGCAGAAGAUGUUAAUCUUUUCUCUAAGAAGCAACAACAUUUCCGGAGAAUUUCCUCAAGCAUGGAGUACGUGGGGUGACAUAUACAUUAUAGAUGUUGGAGACAAUCAUCUCUCAGGAAAUAUUCCCAGUUCAAUGGGUAUCCCAAGUUCACUUUUUUUGUUGUCGAUGAAGAACAACAAAUUAGAUGGUGAAAUCCCGAUGGCCUUGGGAAAUAGCACCAACCUAAGGAGUAUUGAUCUUGGUGGUAAUAGAUUUACUGGAAACCUUCCUUCAUGGAUAGGAACAAAUGUAUCCAAGGUGUUUAUCUUACGUCUGCCAUCCAAUUCUCUAAGUGGACAUAUUCCCCAGCAAUUGUGCAAUCUUGACCAACUUCACCUCCUAGAUCUUGGUCAUAACCACCUCUCAGGGGAAGAGAAUUCCAAUAUAACAAGACUCUGAAGUGGGUAAAAAGUAUAGAUCUUUCCUCAAAUAGUUUGGAAGGUGAAAUCCCUGAAAAAAUCUGCAGUCUCUUUGCAUUGGUUAUCUUGAACUUGUCGAUGAAUCAUCUAAGUGGAAACAUUCCCUCGAAAAUUGGAAACUUGCGGUC